This is a messenger RNA of Megalops cyprinoides (Indo-Pacific tarpon), 1630 nucleotides long. RefSeq names its product serine/threonine-protein kinase 38. Gene Ontology annotation, molecular function: ATP binding; protein serine/threonine kinase activity. NCBI's taxonomy places the organism in Eukaryota, Metazoa, Chordata, Actinopteri, Elopiformes, Megalopidae. The transcript has 14 exons. Gene Ontology annotation, biological process: intracellular signal transduction; peptidyl-serine phosphorylation. The record is from RefSeq and is a predicted model, not a curated record. The coding region runs from base 91 to 1497 and encodes 468 amino acids.
AUCAAAACCGAAAGGGUAGAGGGAGCCAACUGGCUGCGACUGAGGCUAAACUCUCGGAGCAACGGGGGCUUGUGUGCUUUACAGGUAACCAUGGCGAUGACGGGCCAGACUUCCUGUUCCUCGAUGAGUAACCACACAAAGGAGCGCGUGACCAUGGCCAAAGUGACCCUGGAGAACUUCUACAGCAACCUGAUCGCCCAGCACGAGGAGCGUGAGAUGAGGCAGCAGAAGCUGGAAAAGGUGAUGGACGAAGAGGGCCUCGCUGAUGAGGAGAAACGCUUGAGGCGCUCCCAGCAUGCCAGGAAGGAGACCGAGUUCCUCCGGCUCAAGAGGACCCGGCUGGGCUUGGAUGAUUUUGAGUCCCUUAAGGUCAUCGGCCGUGGGGCCUUCGGAGAGGUGCGUCUGGUACAGAAGAAGGACACGGGCCACGUGUACGCCAUGAAGAUCCUUCGCAAGGCAGACAUGCUUGAGAAGGAGCAGGUGGGUCACAUCCGCGCGGAGAGGGACAUCCUGGUGGAGGCCGACAGCCAAUGGGUGGUGAAGAUGUUCUACAGCUUUCAGGAUAAGAUGAACCUCUACCUCCUGAUGGAGUUCCUGCCUGGAGGUGACAUGAUGACACUGCUGAUGAAGAAGGACACGCUGUCGGAGGAGGAGACCCAGUUCUACAUCGCGGAGACGGUGCUGGCCAUCGACUCCAUACACCAGCUUGGCUUCAUCCACAGAGACGUCAAGCCUGACAACCUACUGCUGGACUCCAGGGGCCAUGUUAAGCUGUCUGACUUUGGCCUGUGCACGGGCCUGAAGAAGGCCCACAGGACCGAGUUCUACAGGAACCUGAACCACAGCCUCUCCAGUGACCUCACGCUCCAGAACAUGAACUCCAAAAGGAAGGCCGAGACCUGGAAGAGGAACAGGCGACAGCUGGCCUUCUCCACUGUGGGAACGCCAGACUACAUCGCCCCCGAGGUCUUCAUGCAGAACGGGUACAACAAGCUCUGUGAUUGGUGGAGCCUGGGUGUCAUCAUGUACGAGAUGCUGAUCGGCUAUCCCCCGUUCUGCUCGGAGACGCCCCAGGAGACAUACAAGAAGGUGAUGAACUGGCGGGAGACGCUGGUCUUCCCCCCUGAGGUGCCCAUCUCCGAGAAGGCCAAGGACCUCAUCCUCAGGUUCUGCUGUGAAUGGGAGCACAGGAUUGGGGCCUCAGGUGUGGAGGAGAUCAAGAGCAACCCCUUCUUCGAGGGCGUGGACUACGACCAUAUCAGGGAAAGACCUGCCGCCAUCCCCAUCGAGAUCAAAAGCAUCGAUGACACGUCCAACUUCGACGAAUUUCCCGAGUCAGACAUUCUCCAGCCUACAGCAUCUGCAGUGGUUACCAACCACUCGGAAGCAGACUACAAGAACAAGGACUGGGUCUUCGUCAACUACACCUACAAGCGCUUCGAGGGACUGACAGCCCGGGGGGCCAUCCCCUCCUACAUGAAGACAGGGAAGCGAUAGACCAGCCCUGGCCCCUCCCAUCCAUCCUGCCCCGCCCAAUACCAUCAUCAACCUCCUUCUUCCCUGCUCCUCCACCUAUGAGGCUCACGAGGCUCCCCCCCACAACCGCAGAUUCAGCCCCUCCCCCGCUCCA